CUGUUUGAAUCCGGUGCAGGUGCUCUUACCGGUUCAGAGCGGCGCUCCGGUGGACGAGGGCCGUUUGUCUCGUGCUCUGUCUCAGCUGGAGGACACUCUGGACAAACUGGAGUCCAUGUUCCUGCGCAGACAGCCCUUCCUGUGCGGCGAUGACAUCACGCUGGCCGACCUGCUCGCCGUCUGUGAGCUCACGCAGCCUCUGGGGGGGGACAGGGACGUCCUGCAGCAGCGUCCUGAGCUGCAGCGCUGGAGGAGCAGAGUCCAGGCCGCUGUCGGCGAGUCCUUCGACCGCGCUCACGCCGUGCUGUACGCCCUCAGAGCCCGCCAAAAAGCCAAGCUGUGACAUCACCACAGAGGGGCGGGGCCAAGACACACCUGACUGUCCGGCGUCCAGAGUCGAUGAUGAUGAUGAUGAUGAUGA
Plectropomus leopardus (leopard coralgrouper) is the source of this 421-nucleotide messenger RNA. NCBI's taxonomy places the organism in Eukaryota, Metazoa, Chordata, Actinopteri, Perciformes, Serranidae. The record is from RefSeq and is a predicted model, not a curated record.